UCAAGUCUUUGUUGGAUAGAACUAAACAGUCCACAAGUUUAUUGACAAGUGAGCGCAAUAUCCCAUUCAAUUUCUAAAUUCAAUUUGACUAUCUAAAUAUCGCAGAUGUAUUAUGAUACAUUAAAAGCACAUGUUCAUUGUUUUUCAGGCACUGGGUACCAAAACAAACAGAGAGGAUAGAUAGGACUCACAUUUCCAGGAUAGGCUAUAAACUACGUUUAUAUUAACCUGUAAAAGUCAGAAUUGAUCAAAUAAAUGUUAAUACAAAUGCGUAGUUGCUGGACGAAGCUAAGGGUUGGCGAUCCAGUUGUUUUUGUUUUACCUGUUAUCAAAAUAGUAGCCACUCCCACCCGACUAGACUACAAUCACCCCAUUAAACAGAUGACAAAAUUUUACUCACAUUUGGGAGGACACUCAAUGACGGUAAUGAUCCAAGUCACAUGUCAUUGCCAAUAAAAUGACAAAAAAGCAUUGCAACAAAUUACAGUCCUAUAACAAAGACAAUUUAUUUAUUUAUUUCAUUUUUUUUUUUUUUUUAUUAUUUUUUUAUCCCCUUUUCUCCCCAAUUUUCGUGGUAUCCAAUCGCUAGUAAUUACUAUCAUGUCUCAUCGCUACAACUCCCGUACGGGCUCGGGAGAGACGAAGGUCGAAAGCCAUGCGUCCUCCGAAGCACAACCCAACCAAGCCGCACUGCUUCUUUAACACAGCGCGCCUCCAACCCGGAAGCCAGCCGCACCAAUGUGUCGGAGGAAACACCGUGCACCUGGCCCCCUUGGUUAGCGCGCACUGCACCCAGCCCACCAGAAAAAUGGCCAGAAAAAUGGCCAGAAACAAAGAACUUUCUUCUGAAACUCGGCAGUCUAUUCUUGUUCUGAGAAAUGAAGGCUAUUCCAUGCGAGAAAUUGCCAAGAAACUGAAGAUCUAGUACAACGCUCUAUACUACUCUCUUCACAGAACAGCGCAAACUGUCUCUAACCAGAAUAGAAAGAGGAGUGGGAGGCCCCGGUGCACAACUGAGCAAGAGGACAAGUACAUUAGAAUCCAUAGGUCUAAUGGACACAUGCUCAAACUCGCACACAUUUGAUAGAAUAAAAAAUUAAAAAAAGGGGUAGGUGCUACAUCCAUUUUUGGACGCACAUUGUUUUAUCCAUGUUAUGAGGCUAUACAGCUAUACAGUGUAGUUACAUACAGUAUAUAUAUAUAUUUUUAUACCUUUAUUUAACUAGGCAAGUCAGUUAAGAACAAAUUCUUAUUUUCAAUGACAGCCUAGGAACUAGUGGGUUAACUGCCUUGUUCAGGAGCAGAACGACAGAUUUGUACCUUGUCAGCUCGGGGAUUUGAACUUGCAACCUUCCGGUUACUAGUCCAACACUCUAACCACUAGGCGCCCCUGCCGCCCCACCUAGACUUCCUUACAAUCAAAUGCCGACCGCAUUAUCUACCAAGAGAAUUCUCUUCGAUUAUAAUCACAGCCGUGUAUAUCCCCCCAAGCAGACACCUCAACGGUCCUGAAAUAACUUUAUUGGACUCUAUGUAAACUGGAAACCACAUAUCCUGAGGCUGCAUUUAUUGUAGCUGUGGAUUUUAACAAGGUUAAUCUGAAACAAGGCUCCCUAAAUUUUAUCAGCAUAUCGAAUGCGCAACCCGCCAUGGCAAAAUUCUGGAUCAUUGCUACUCUAACUUCCGAGACGCAUAAGUUAGAGUAGCAUGUUGUACCCACGGUGACUAUUAAAACCUUCCCCAACCAGAAACAGCGAACCACUGCUUUUAAUCAUGGCAAGGCGACCAGAAACAUGACCGAAUACAAACAGUGUAGCUAUUCCCUCCGCAAGGCAAUCAAACAAGCUAAGCGUCAGUAUAGAGACAAAGUAGAGUCCCAAUUCAACGGUUCAGACAUGAGACGUAUGUGCAGGGUCUACAGUCAAUCACGGAUUACAAAAAGAAAACCAGCCCCGUCGCGGACACUAACGUCUUGCUCCCAGACAAACUGAACAACUUCUUUGCUCACUUUGAGGACAAUACAGUGACACUGACACGGCCCGCUACCAAAACCUGGGGGCUCUCCUUCACUGCAGCCAACGUGAGUAAAACAUUUAAACGUGUUUAACCUCGCAAGGCUGCAUCCCUAGACUAUUCAAGAAUCAUAUCACCUCCACUCUACCUGACACCCUAGACCCACUCCAAUUUGCUUACCGCCCCAAUAGGUCCACAGACGACGCAAUCACACUGCACACUUCUCAGCCCUCUCCUGUACUCUCUGUUCACCCAUGACUGCGUGGCCAUGCACGCCUCCAACUCAAUCAUCAAGUUUGCAGACGACACUACAGUGGUAGGCUUGAUUACCAACAACGACAAGACAGCCUACAGGGAGCAGGUGAGGGCCCUCGAAAUGUGUGGUGUCAGGUGUGGUGUCAGGAAAAUAACCUCGCACUCAACGUCAACAAAACAAAGGAGAUGAUCCUGGAUUUCAGGGAUCAGCAGAGGGAGCACCCCCAUCCACAUCGACGGGACAGUAGUGGAGAAGGUGGAAAGUUUUAAGUUCCUCGGCAUACACAUCACGGACAAACUGAAACGGUCCACCCACACAGACAGCGUUGUGAAGAUAGCGCAGCAGCGCCUCUUCAACCUCAGGAGGCUGAAGAAAUUUGACUUGUCACCAAAAACACAAACUUUUACAGAUGCAUAAUCAAGAGCAUCCUGUCGGGCUGUAUCACCGCCUGGUAUGGCAACUGCUCUGCCCACAACCGUAAGGCUCUCCAUAGGGUAGUGAGGUCUGCACAACACAUCACCGGGGGCAAAACACCUGCCCUCCAGGACACCUACACCACCUGAUGUCACAGGAAGGCCAAAAAGAUCAUCAAGGACAACAACCACCCGAGCCACUGCCUGUUCACCCAGCUAUCAUCCAAAAGGCAAGAUUAAUCUGAUAGCGCCGCCACGCUACGUCAUGACCACCACCACACUGGAGCGCACAGAGGGUCUCUCUGUCCUCAACCAGGCCAUGGCUGCCAUCAAAGAGAAGAUUGAGGAGAAGCGAGGAGUGUUUAACAUCCAGAUGGAGGCGAAGGUUGUGACCGACAUAGAUGAGACAGAGCUGGCGCGCCAGCUGGAGCAACUGGAGAGAGAGAACGCUGAGGUGGACGGAGAUGACGAGGAUGGAGAGAUGGAGGCCAAGGCAGAGGACUAAACUAGAUGAAGAACUGAGGGAUUGGAUACGACGACGAGACCAAUUAUACAUAUGCAGUCCAGAGCAUGUAUUCAUAAAGCAUCUCAGAGUAGGAGUGCUGGUCUAGGAUCAGCCCACCCCCCCAUAUGUAAUCUUAAGCAUAAUGAUCUAAAAGGCUAAACUUAUCCUAGAUCAGAACUCCUAUUUUGAGAUAUUUCAUGAAUACAGGCCUUGUCUGAUGAGAUGACGAACUUCAUAUCAAAUCAAGCAUUCUAGAACGUCUCCAACUGAACCCUUUGGAUCAGUAGCAGGGACCCUCUCAGGGAGACUGAUAGAGAGAUGGCUACAGGCACUGACUGUCAUACUGCCAAACAGGGCUGGGAAAGGCCUCUGUGAUUAUACCAAUGGACACAAUAACAACUGAAUAUGAUCACUGAACCCUAGCUGUUUGAAUUGCAUAAGAACGGGUGGGUUGGGGUAGGAUUAGCCUUUUUGUGCUGUAGCCAACUCCUCUCUGUGUGGAAGAGUUGGCUACAGCACAUAUAAUACAAAAUGGGACAAGGCUUGGGUUAGUGGGGUGGUAGCCUGGUCCCGUGCUGAAUGUUCUUUAACCAACUCUUUGUGACACGUGCAGUAUAGGACCAGGCUAGAGUGAGUAGGGGUUUAGAUAUAUUCUGAGAAUAUAAUAAGACAAGUGUUUUAUAUAUAGCAAGGACAUAUUUUAGGAAUGAGUACUUUUGAAAGUGGUUUUGACUAUCUCCCCAACUCCGUGAAAGGACAAUGGCGUUCUUGUUGUUUUCCUGCUCAAUAUGGUUCAAGUGAAAUGUCGGGCGGAAGAGAAAGAGUAUAAUGCUCACCUAACCAACUCACACAGAUCUUUAUAACUUAGGGUGCAUUCUGGAUAUAUUUCUAUUUUGUCAGGACUACAUUCUUAACAUUACAUUAAACAAAUAGAAAAGUAAA
Molecule: messenger RNA, 4129 nt
Organism: Salvelinus fontinalis (brook trout)
Lineage: Eukaryota; Metazoa; Chordata; Actinopteri; Salmoniformes; Salmonidae
Product: eukaryotic translation initiation factor 2 subunit 1-like
Exons: 3
Coding region: 2948-3187 (79 amino acids)
Cellular component (GO): eukaryotic translation initiation factor 2B complex; eukaryotic translation initiation factor 2 complex; multi-eIF complex
Molecular function (GO): ribosome binding; RNA binding; translation initiation factor activity
Source: RefSeq, a predicted model, not a curated record